CUACCUGCUUCUGAGCAUGGCAAGAUCUCUGUUGUUCGUUUAUGCAUUCCUUGUGAUCUUAACGAUUUCAAUCCUACUUUACGAAGCCAUAUUCUCCGGUUAUUCAAACAGGCAAAGUCGUCAUGCAACAGUUCCCUUGCCAACGGAUCUGGCUACUUUCCGAAAUAGUUGUCUUCUCUCCACUAAAGGCCAGACUCUGACUCUCACCCUACGCAUGGCAGCCGUGCCUAAGUUGACCCAGCGUCUGUAUUGUGACUUCUUACGAUCUGCCGUUUUGUUCUGGUCACCGAAGCUGGGUCACAUCAGCGUGAUAUUAGACAAGGAAUCGGCAGCCGAUCAUCAGUUGGCAGUUCGACUGAGUCAACAAGAGCCUGCAUUUGGCGUCAAGUUUGAUUUCAUUUACGAGCCUCUCCCAAACGAUGUCUCGAUCUUGGAAAUAGAGAGAGAUCGGGGAUACAGCCGCCAACUAUGGAGCAGUUUCUUCAUGGAUCUGUCCAUCAACACAUCUAUCAUUGCAUGGAUUGACACGGACGGAAUGUUUACAACACCUGUCACCAAUGAAAACAUCUUCAACAACCAUCGAUUACGAGUAGUAACAUUUACUAACUGGAACAUUCCCCGUAGACAUGGCUGGGACAAAACAACCAAACUUGCUAUGGGAAAGAAUCUGGUGGCGGAUUUCAUGACAUAUUUCCCUGUUUAUAUCUGGAGAGAUACCAUUCGAAACUGCAGAGAACACAUUCUUAAACACAUGAAAGUAUCCAACUUUGAGGAUGCCUUCAGGAAACUGAGGGUGAAAGGGGCCAGGGUUAGCCCCGUCAACAUUUUGUUGAACUACGCUUACUUCUUUGAGCAUGAUUGUUAUGACUGGCACCUGGACGUCAACAACAACCUGGAAGCCUACAACUCCCAGCACCUUGAACCCGGUUUCGAAAUCAAACCCAAUGAGACCGUUCCAGACGUACGCGUCACAGUGCACGCAGGGAGGCACUUCUUGAAGUCUCCGAAUCCGUUGUUGCAGGGAUAUUGUAUCGUCAAGCGGUACAUCGGGACGUCACCUACCGCCUGCAGAGAAUUUGAAAAUGUCACAAACUUUCAGCUUUUUGAAUUUCUGGCGGAAAGAUUUGUUUCUUUCAACCACCUUGACACGUGGUGCUCGCCUAAUGAUGGUGGGCGCGAAGACUGCAGCCGACGGAUUGAAGCACAUUAUCAAAAUGUUCGCAGAUAUUACAAUUUGGGAUGGUACGGUCUGGAUUUGCAUCCGGUAUUUGCUGUUGAGAAAGCAGCUGCAAUGGAGAAUAUAACUUGUCCAAAACUUUUUGACUUGAAUUGAUUGGUGCAUAAAUGUCGCCAUUAAUUUAUAGUUUGGUUCUCAUAGCAAAACUCCAUAUAAUUGAAGAAUUUUGGGUCAAGUAGCCACCUAGUAGCGGCGGGUUUUUCUCUACGCCUAAAGCCUGAAAAUUUAUCUGCUAAUUUGGAAUUGAAACUGUGCCAAUUUCGCUAAAGGUUAUUUGCCACGUCUUCUAAGGGACAUAUUUUGUGUUUUCUAGGGAGAAAAUGUGAAUUUCGUAUUGAUUGUAUUUUCAUUAUUGAAAUACUCUCCCACGGAACGAUCUUAAUUUUCAGAGAAAUAAUCUGUUAUGCUUAAAAUACAUUUUUUUUUGUUGGGGAGGUGGAUUUAAAGACGUGGGAUUACAGAAUACUGGGUCAUUCUACCUGGAUUUUGUCUUCUUUUAUAUGUGUUGCAAAACAUGCAAAUGUAAAAAUGUGAAAUACCGUCAGUGUAUUAAACACCAUAUUCAUUAUUUCCCAAAUCAAACUUAAAGUAACAAAAAUAAAACACGAGGUGGAAUUACAGCACAAAACGAAAGCAGCAAGCUUUUAUCAACCGACAACAAAACCGUAGAAAAACCAGAAUGAAGAGGGAAAAACCUAAUGGAUAUUCAGAACGAAACCUCCUCUUCUGAACUAACACGUACUCCUGAAAUCUAUAUUUGAACCUCGGCCAUUACCUCAGGGAGAAUGAAGAUAGGGCUGUUUUACGCCAUUAGCCAGAAAAAUGGAUUCUUGACCAUGCCUGUGGCCUAAAACGUAGAUACACAUUUUGCGGUGUUUGCAUGAAGAGAAAAGAUCAUUUCAUCAUAUUAUGCUGAGUACAGUUUGCCAGGAAAAGAGUGGUGCUCAUUUGACAUCAUAGUGUGAGACAGAGAUUAAAUCAUGCAUCCCCCAAGAGUAAAACAUGACCUGAAGUGAUAUUGAAUCUCCAACAUGCAGAGGCUUCAUGUAAAGUAGACAGACUUAUUGUCACUGUGCAGUUGAGUAUUCAAAAAUAUGACGCAAGCCAAUUGCAAUGGGAAUUGUGUAUGAACGUUGCACUUCAGGAACAGUCUGAUUUCCAAAGAUUUGACGUCUUUGGGAAAAUGUAACGAAAAUUGUCCCAACGACUUUAGUGAAUUUUGGUCCUUGGUGUCCGUGAACUUUGAAAGGUCCGCAAUGUGUACAUUUAAAAUUCAUUUCAGCUUGCAAUUAAUCCAGGCUGUAUCUCCUACAUUUCCAUUUGGAGGAGGCCUACUUCUAUCUGUUUACAGUCAUACAUGAAAGGAAUCAUAUAUACAGUCAUAUCAAUGAAGUUACAUUUUACUAUUAAACCUAUUUUUACUGCUGUUUAUCUGAAAUUUUUAGUGAAUGGAUCCCAUCGUUUUAAAUGCUUACAUGUGUACCCCGUAGCUAUUUUGUCGUUUAUAUGCAGCCAUGCUAACUUUGAUCUUAAACCAAAUACCCCGAACAGUUUUUUUCAGCACAUUGUUCCAACCUGGUGAAAACAAUUACACGUUGUUCCGAUCCCUUGUAGCACGAAAGGCUGCCAAUACUGCAUAAACUCCAUCCAUCUCUUUCACCCAGUAUCGACUGAGAUAGCUGAAGGUUUUAAGGCCUAUAUGAAUAGCACUGGACAGAACCAACGACAAUGUGGUAAUCAAAAAGGUAUUUGAACUACCCAUUGUCUUGGUUAUGCUUACCAUUAAUAAGUUUCAAUGACCCUAGGAACAUGGGUACCCUUUAUUUACGGACUUCACAAAGGCAUUUGGUAUUGUGAAUUGUGAGAUAGGUAUCACAAACUUGUUAGUAGCUAAAAUUAACUGGGGAUAUUCCCAGGGUGCGAAACUUGGCCCGGUGACUUUCAAGCCUGGCUUUAUAAUGCAGCACGUCAUGCUCGGAGCAGCUGUUGAAGAGUAUCUGACACUGAGUAAAAAUAGGCAUUUCGAUGGUACUAGUAAGAUCGAAGAGGAACUUACUGACUUGGCAUUGGGAUUUCGCUUGACUAAUUUAAAUCCCAAACAAUGCGCAAUUAGCUUGGCAGAAGGCAUCUUCCUGAUUAUACUUCUGUACAUUAAAUAUUACUCUUCCACUGAUACCUCCAGUGUCUGCUUUCUCUACAUUAUGAGAACUUCUUUUGUGCUGAAGUCCACACUGUGUAUGUAAUGUUUAACACAGCGUGUUAAGUAGGAAGUACCCUAUCUUAAGUGGGUUGGUAAUCUUGUCGGCAUGACUAAUAAGGUCAACAGGAAAUCCUGGAUGCGGGGAAAUUGAACAAGGAACAGUGUGACUCAUACUUAACUUGUUGCUCUGUAUAAGGGUUACACGUAGUGGCGUAUCCACGGGGGAGCUUUGGGGCACGUACCCCUCCCCCACACACACGCACAUUCCCGGUGCCUCCCCCCCCCGAAAAAACCGGAUGAAUGGAUAUUGAACAAGGUUAACAAAACGUUGUCCCCAAAAGCCACACCACUGAAAACUGGUGCCCACCCCCAGAUGCGUGCCCUUUUGUGCCUCCACUAGUAAAAUCCUAGCUACGGCACUGGUUUACAUGAGACCUGUGACAGAAUAUGCAGCUUCUUCAUGGCAUUCUGGUUUUACUCACAUUCAAACUGACGAUUAUUAGAAUCCAUACAAACAUAAUGUGUAGUAUCAUACUUUGUCAAACGUGCAGUUGAUGUGACCAUGUGUUGAUUUUAGACUAGAAACACCAUCUGGCAAAAGAAGGGAAAAUUUGCUUUGAAAGAAUUUAACUCUUAGACAGAUAGAUUUUUGAGUGGUUUGUUAGAUUUAAGUAAAGGCAGAAUCAUCGUGGAUUCACUGAGUUGAACACUCUCCAAUGUCUGUCGGUUAAAUUUUAUCUUACGUAUUGUAUGUACCAUGGAGUGUGUUUAUUAGUAGACACAAUACAUGUGUAAUGUUCUCUUUGUUUUAUGUAAAUUGUAAUAUUUGUUAGUAUGUAUCAUACUGUG
Molecule: messenger RNA, 4286 nt
Organism: Acanthaster planci (crown-of-thorns starfish)
Lineage: Eukaryota; Metazoa; Echinodermata; Asteroidea; Valvatida; Acanthasteridae
Source: RefSeq, a predicted model, not a curated record